UGGAGGGUUUUCAAUGGCCAACUUGACUGAUUAACUGACCCUGUGGAAUUUUAGCUCAGCUCCUCAGAGAUUUGGAAGCUCCUCACAAGCAAAGAUGAAGGUAGAUGAAGACCUCUGGAUCAAUUUUAAAGAGCAUGAACUUAUACAGUGAAAGAGAAAGCAGGAGGAAAAAAGAAGGAGAGGGUACAAACAGAAACAAACCAUUGGCACAGAGCCAGAACAGACAGGUGAGCCUGUAUGGAGAAGUGGAAGUCCGUGGGAGUGAAGACUUGCUGGCGUGAAGAUCACUGGAGAGGGAGACCGCUGGAGAGGGAGACCGCUGGGGUUGUGCAGAGUCGCAUGGGGAGUCCUUGUAUCAACGAGUUCAGACAACUGACUGAGACAGACAGAUGAGGUUUUCCACUCAACCUGCAGAUAGAUGUGGAAGCUGCUGCUGCUCUCACUGCAUGAGGAAGCUGGAUAGAUCAGCCUGGAGCCAGACGGCAGCAGCAUGCCACCUUAACCAGCACUGAGUUGUCCACCUUUGUCCAUUUCUCUACAAUCCGGUCUCUCCACUUGGUGAAGAUGUAGUCUGUUUGAUCUCUAUGGAGAUGUCUCUAAACACAGUCUCCUCUGCCUCGUUGCCAUGGUCACUGUGGUUGCUGUUCUUCCUGACCCCCGUCACCCAGACAACAAGUUCUGCCCCCACAUCUGAAACGUCUCUGCCGGUCAAUACCACGCUGUUGUUCGACAGUGGCAUCCCAGGCUACAACCUGCGGAACUGCAGCUGCUCUACCCCCGUCCGGGACUGCAACGAGGCUCUGGCCAACUCACUGUGCAGAUGCCACACCGUUUUGCGCUCCGCUCUGCCCCCUGCUGGGCUCAGAGAGCGUGGACGCCUCACUGUCUGGGUGAAGGAGCUCUGGGUCCUGGAAGAGCUGCUGAACAGGAGCAUGGUUGGCCAUUUGCAGUUGUCAUUUUGUGGAAUAAAACAAAUGGACAGUCAGUACCUGGCUCUGCUAGGUCUACAGACCCUCAGGAUCCACAGCGCAGCCCCAGAAGCUUCUUACCCUAACCAGGAAAUUACGGUCUCCCCUGCAGCAGGGGUUGCAGCGGAGCUAGAGGCCCUCUCCUUUGACUUUUCCUCCUCCUUCCACGUGACUUUUCUGGAUGUAGCAGUGCUCAACGGGCUCUCUGCCCUAAAGGCAUACAGUGUGGUGGGACCACCUGCUCACAACCUCUCCCAGACCUUCCCCCACCUGGCCUUGCCUCUAGCUCUGCUAUCCCCCGCAGACCCCAGUGAGCAGGCUGCAGAGCCUCUGCAGAACAUGCUUAUUACGUUUGUCUACUAACAACAACAAGUUCUCAUUCAAGGGCACGGUCAGGUGUGCAGUACAAGUGAUGAUGAUGCAGGAAUUAUACACAUCACAGAUGAUAAGAAAAUACAGGCAGAGGGCAGGGUUUCUGCAGAUACAGACACCACCACACACUUCUAGUGGGUCAUAAGUGAUGACUGAGAGGGAUUCUUUUUGUAUGAGUCUGUACAUUGUUUUUUUAGGAAAAUCCUAUUCAUUAUGCCUUUCAGGCACCCAAUAACUAAAUGUAUUAAGGCAGUCUUUAUAAGGAGUUUGAAAGUAGUAACUGAUGGCUUUAUAAAUGGUUAACAAAUCAUUUACUAAUGCUUUAUAGAACAUAGGGCAGUCACUUUAGUUAGGUUAAGUUAGGUUCGAACGAUUUCGAAACCAACACAUAAUUUGUUCGAAUUAACUCGAAUGCCCCCCUUAUAGCAUAAUGGGUGAGUCUAGGAUACAGUGAGCUGUGAUUGUCACAUAAGCGUGUGUCACCAGCGAUGUCCAUCCAUCGGUGCUCAAAGAGUGUCUUACUCUUCAGUAUAGUAUAUAUAUUUUCCCGUGUGGUGCAACUGCACUAUAUGUCGUGGCAUUGUGGUGUGACUUGGAAUUUUAUAUUGUGGCUCCAGUUCUGCCAUUAACCUGACAACCUUCUCCUGAAACAAUGCCAAUGGGCCACAUAUCCUGCAUAUAAACCUUGCUAUCUUAACGGUGAUGUCCUUUGUCAGACGAGGUUGUAUAGUCGACGUUGCUCCACUCGUUCCUGCAGCUAGCAGGUGAGUCCUCAGAUGUGUUGUCACUGUAAGUUAAGGCAGUUGCUUUUCCAAAGUCUGCAAACAGCCUCAUAUUUGUUGGGAAUUUUGCCAUCAACAGAGUAGAACCCAAAAUACUUUGGCGUGGUGAUUUUUCGAUCAGCACAGCUUUGCUCGCUAUUGUCCUCCUCCAUUUUUAUUGAUUAGCUUAGUUUACUGAUAGGGCAUGCGAUAGGUCGAGCUGAUGGUGACUUUUAAGAGCGCCCUCUGCUGGACCACAAGGCAAAGUACAUAAAACACUCAAAAAACACCAAAUUUGAACCAUUAAAAAAAUGCUCAUUGGUAUCUUACUUUCUAAUAUACCAUAUAAAGCAUUAGUAAAUUAUUUAUUAACAAUUAAUAAAGCCAUUAGUUAUAACUAGAACAGAAAAUGGCACUGAAGGGGUAAAAACAAGCCAAAGGGAUUUUAACAACCUGGCAUCCCAAAACUUGUACUUAUUAAUGGCUUUUAAGUGAUCCAUAAAUCAAUAGUAAUGUAUUAGCCAUUAAUAAAGCCAUUAAUUACAGAUUGCAAACCCUUUAAAAAGCGUGCCCUAUUAGAAAAUGGUACCCACAUAUAUUUGUAGGGAUGAAUGACUCAAUGGAAAAGGAGCUUAUACAGGUACAGGAAAAGCAAGCAGUAAAUGGAAUGAAGAAUUAACAUGUCUCAGUAUUCAAGCUCCAGCUAUUGUGUCAAAGUUUUCAGUAGGCUGGGUGAGAGCUAACACCUUUUACAGAUAACUCUUACAUGGAGUACUUAGUGACUCCCAAAAUCACUAGUCUGCAGAUGUGCUUGUAAACACUACUCUACGUGCACACAUAAAACACCAUGUAGCUGGAAGCCACACAGGCUAUGGUUACACUUGACAUUUCAACAUUGAUUUUUGAGAUCACAUCGCUUUGUGUCCACAUCUGGCCCUGAAUACGUUUGUCUCCUGUGAGUUGUUUCUGUAUUUGAUCCAGAAGAUCUGACAGUGAUGUGAGCAUAAACUGGUUUUUGCAUAUCCAGACCUGUCACCAAAAACUUCCUGGUGUGAUCAGAUGACACACAGCGAUUGAACGUGUGACGAGUGUAACCGUAGCCACAACUGUCCAGACAGACUGUGGUCUAAUACGCCAUCUGCUAGAACAAUAUCCAAGACAAACCACACGCCUGCUCCCAGAGAGGGAUGAGAUUUUCCAGAUCCCGCUCCCAACUGCCAAGUGGGUGUUAGUGCUUUAUCAUCUGCCCCCAUCCAGGUGUUGUCAGAUACAUCAGGGCAGCUGGAUAGGAUGGACAGUAGGGAGGAGGCCUUUGACCAGACUUUGGCCGCUCCAAAUGACUGCAGAUGUUUCUUGAGUUUUACAUGUAGACGGGUGACAAAUUAAAGGAAAAAGCUGGAAUAAAUGAGUGGAGAAACAUAACAAGUCUUUUGGAAGAAUGGUGUUCAUCCUUCCAGUGGAGUUCUAGAGACUUGGAGAAUCUACGUUAUGGAGCAUUGAGGCUAGGCGUGGAUGACGAGAAUCCUGUCCCCAGCUUAAAACCAGGACUAGAUCUGCUAAGGGACCACCAGGGCAUCCCAGAGUCUUAUAAACUAACAGGGAGUCAGCACUUACAAACCAUUUAACGUCAUAAGACGUCAAAGUCAUCGACCAGGAGUCAGUGCAUGUCCGGAGAAAGAUCAAGGAGGACAUUCACAUCCAAUGCUAAAGCUCCCUCUUGAAGGGAGACAGGGGUAACGAUGAUCUCCUCCUUAUAUAUGACCCUAUGAAUUUCACUGGCAUUCAACGUUCAAUGUUCCCCUUGCUAAUAAGGACCAUUAGAUGAAACUUUCGAAAAAGCUAGUAAGUGGACCUUGACAUGAGACUGUUUUGUCACAUAUUCUAAUCCCACUAUCAAGAAUGAACUUCCAUGCCCAAGCAUUGAAGCUGUCAUUAAGGCAUGUGGCAGACACCUUACUAAGACACUUUAUGUUAGUUUUUACUUUAAUUUGUCACCCAUCUUUGCAUGGAGCAGACAUGACCAUUAAAGCUAGGGUAGGUAACGCUGGAGAAACUAGCAACAGACAGCUAGAUUUUGAAGGUAUCCAACCAAAAAUAUACCAACCCGCUCCCUUCAGGCCUCCCUCCCCCAAAACACAUUUUCAUGCGAAAUGAGUGCAUGGGCAGAGUGCGUGCAGGCAGGCAGGUAGGCCAGCCACCCGAAAUCAUUUGGGUUGAAUGAAAUGAUCGGAUGUGCUUAUUAUAGGCCUGCGAUAACCACAGACAGCCGAUUCUUUUCAUUUUUCCCCCCAGGGCCAUUGAUUUAUUGAUUGCUGUCGGGAUGUAAAUAGAAUUUCAACAAAUAUAACAAAAAAAUGCUUCUGAAAUACAUGAACUACCCUAACUUUAAACAGUCUAGGUCUAGAUUCCAGGACUGGUCAAACCAGAAUACACUUAAUUGGCCCAAUGGUGCCAGCCUUGGUAAACUGGUAAACUAGUCGUUAAGGUGAAGGAUUUUAGUUGUGUUUUCUGUUAGCGGGAUGAAUACAGCUGUUUGCUUUACACUUUUUUUGCUUAAUGAAAAGGACAAGAUAUCUUCACUCUUAGUGAGGUGAAUAUUUGACUGCUACAACAGCACAAAGACCAUGGGUUGUGGUGAUUUUUUUCGCAAGGCUGCAUUACCAGCUGGGCAAAGCAGGCAACUACAUGGCAAUUAAUAAAUGGUGUUUUGAUUAAACACAAAUUUGUUUGAUAAUAAAUCUAGUUUUUAUACCCUAUAUUUCAGUUGAUAUUGUGCUUACUGUGGUGCAUAUCCUUGCCUAUACAUUUGUGUUAAAUCAAAUGAUCAAAAAUUAACUGACAUACAGAAAAGGCAAGGAUCCCAGCAUAGAAAUACCUGUUUGUUUCUGGGACUGCGGAAAAUGGGUUAGGGGCACUUUUGAGUCGGGGUUGUUCGACAGGGGCCCCUAGCCCUUUUAUUCCCCCAUAGAUGGUUAAUCUGGCCCCUAAUGGGUGACAGGAUGUCUACCCACCCACCCAAUAAACUCUAAAGGGCCUUUUAGAUUUCUGGGUUACGUAAUCUGCUCUUUUAACAGCAUUUUUAUGGGUGGUUUGCAACAUACCUAUGUUGAAAUACCGUACAGUACAGUCUCAAUGAAUGAGGUGCUGUGGGAAACGGAGAAAACAAAAGGACAAAUUCCUGCUUCAGGGAUCAAUAGCACAUAAUACAAAAAAACAAGAUGUACUGGGGCAGCUGACUGCAGUGAACACUGGCUGGAACCAAUCCACACAAUCCAGAGUGGGGUCAGAGUCUGCGCCAGAGCUGGAUGAUACUAUUGUGUCUGGGAGGGAGCUUUGAGUGUUAUGCUGUUUUGUUGAGGACAUAUUAAAAAGUAAAUUAUAGUAACAGCUGUCUGUUGUUAAGAUAUAAGUACAACUGCCCAUGGCAAAAAGAUAGAAGAAUGUAUAAAUAAACAAAAAAAGUGAAAGACAAGGACUGCUGUGGUAUGAGCUGACGGAGAGGCGCAGCAGGCUGCGAUCUGCAGCUGCGUUUUUCCAGCUGGCCUUAUUGCGUGCAGAUGGCCUAAUAAAACAAGUUGUUUUGAAACAGAAUAAAAUGGAUGCCCAAAGUACAAGAGUUCCAGGAUUAGGAUCCUCUCUCACCAGCCAACAAAUCGCACUCUGUUUUGAUCAAAACAAUGACUUUUAUUCUCUGUUGAGUUGUGCAGUCAAUAACCCACUUAAAGCCAAGUUGGCAGGGCCUUGUGAGGGAAGAGGGGGAAGUGAAAGAGAAAUUUGCUCAGAAUCAUGUCUCCCUUUCCAUCACUGGAAUCAUGUCCAAUCAAGUUGGACAUGAUACAGUUACUCUACAGCUGUUUGUCAGAAGUCACUCUGAAUUUUCCUGAACUUCUUGAAUGGUUUGUGUUUUUGUUUCUGGACAAUUUUUGCAGUCACUUUAACCAAAUGAGAGAGGAGUUGGAGGACAAUUUGAGUCAAAGUUGAAUAUGCAACAACUCUUUCUCUCUGGUUUCAUGCUCUCUUUCUCAUUCUGGUUCCAGUUCAUAUCCUGUGAGAGACUUUGUUAAAGCUGCUCUCACAAACACAAUCCGGGGCCAACACUUCUGUUCCGCAGAUCAUUCAAGGACCGUUCUGGGUCUGUGUGUGUGUGCACGCAUAUGCAAGCUUGCUGGUGUGAGCACAUGGGUGUGUCUUUGAGUGUGUGCAUGUGCUUGCAUUUAUCUCCCUUUCGCCAACAUCACAGUGAAUUUGUCACUCUAUAAUCCUAGUUCAUUUAGAUCAAAUGAUAGAAUCCAUCACUGUUGCACCAUAGUAGAUGCAAUGUGUUGCAGUACAUGUGUUGUAUAUAAUUCACUUAUGCACUGAUUAUGUGAACGGAAACACUCAAAGUUGCUACGAAAAAGGUUGUAUUACUGUGUUGUAAUACUUUACAACUUCAUAGUUUGCAGCAAAAUAAAUGCAGAUUGCAAUAUUAUACUGUAUAAACAUAACCUGUCAGGUGAAAAUAUGUCACAAAUAUCAACUUCUGCAGCACUUGAUUUUAAAAAUUGACUUCUAUCAAAGUUGAAGUGAAGUGAUUUAUUGGUCAUCUUUUUGAGUUUAUAUGGCUAUCAUGUUAAGAGUUGCUCAUCCAGCAGACACAGAACAUUAGCAUUCAUUAGCAGGCGUGUUUCUGUCUACAUGGCUAAUGUAAGUCCAAUAUUCACUCUCCUCCUUAGAAAAACAUCUGGCUCUUCAGCUUCCAGAUGCUCCACUUUCUUCACCAGCUAGUCUCCACCUUUGUCUGUCUGCUGUUUGCUGCUGAGCAGGUAGCUUAUGGUGGGUUUAUCUGAGCUCUUUUAAUGAAAACAGCUGUGGCCAAAAACUAUGCUAUGAGAGUGAAUCAAAACAGUAAAGCUAUGGGCCAAAAAACCAAAACAAUGAGCUGAAAGAUGCUAAAAAGCUCUGUAGAGCUGAGGGGAACUGCAAAGUUGGGUAGUAAUUCUUCAUAGAUUUGUUACUACAACCUACCCCACAAAGGCAUUUGAUAGAUUGCUAAUAAAAGAAAUAUUUAUUGUAGCAGCUUUGAACAAUAUUUAAUGUUAGCAUACAAAAAACUACAGCUUUCAUGAAGUUUUACCAGCGUGGCAGUGCACUUACUAUAAGUCACCGUAACUCCCUUAUCCAUGAUAUCACACCAAAGCUCUUCUGAAGUCAUCUUUCCAAAUGUUUAGCUGUAAUCUCUGCUGCUACCAUCUAUGUCAUUCAGCCUCGCCGUCCAUUCUCAUAGCUCACCACUCGACUAGUCUCAGUCUGUCAAACUGGUGACAUUUAAUUUGGGAUGGGAUCUGCUUGUGGGAAAUGGUUUUCAUAAAAGUCAGCUAAAAACAGUAUUAAGUAUUAAAAAACACAACUAUUUCAUUUUAUUUAAAUGUAGCAUUCCUUUUUAAACAAAUAGAGUGAAACACACAACAUACUGUUGAGUAAGGCUAUGUUCCAAGGCUGGCUGAAUGAGGCUUACACACUUCAGCUCUCUAUUUGGGCAAAAAAGGGUGAAUCUGAGGGAGAAUUAGCAGCAACCAUGCAUGGGCUGAGCAGGCAUGCUCCCAAAUAUAACUAGCUUUAACCCUUAACAUCUUCUUCAGAAAAAUGAUACACUUUAAUUGCCACUUGCGAUACACCUGAGACUUGAAAUCAGCCACUGAGACCGAAAUGUCUUGUGUAAAAAGGUACUGACUUAAGAAAAAAGUGGGAGUUUUUUCAUUCAUUUAAAUGUAGUUAUUCUUUUCUGGGAUAUUGUCACCAUCUAGUAGCCACCAAAGUGCAGUUAAAGGUGCUUAGUUUCAGCCCAUUCAUUUAAACAUACUUUAUCCUGAUCUUUUCACCUGUUGACAACAAUGUAAAGACCUUACUGUGUUAGUUCUUUCUUUGGUUUGAUGUGUACUUCUUUUGUUUUUUCCUGCCCUGUGACUGUCAGGCAGGGCUGCAUCCUGGCACUGAAUGCCUUUUCUUACUGUGUUUUUAACACAUGCUAUGGAAACAGGAUCUGGGGUCUGGCCUAAGAACACUCAUACCCCUCUUCUGAAACAAGACUUAACUGUGGCGUUCUUUGUUAAAUAGAAACACAUUUCAUUAUGCAACAAUCUGAAUUUAAUUUCUCUGUAACUCCUACGAGUGCCAUCUGGUUUAGAAAAUACAACCAAUGCCAAGUUAAUUUGUUCUGUAUAUAUAAAAGAGUUGGUACUGAAAGCUUCAACGCUCUCUCGACGCCUUCAGCACACCUUUUGGUUGCCUUUAAGCCAACAUUCACACCCAGUAUCAGCACAGGAACGGACAUCAGCAUUUUGUCAGAAAUCAGCCUUUAGUCACACCCAUCUGGUGAACGGGGUGAUUGCACACCUCCACAAGCCACCUUUUAAUGGUUUUUAGACAGGAUGUUUAGAACAGGCCGUGAGACUUUGUGCUAAUGCUCCCAUCAGCACACAUCUCACAGUCUUAAAACGUCUGGAACAUUCCAUCACUAAGUGGGUGAAAAUGAGAUCACUGGGUUUUUUGGGUUUGACUUCACUCUCGUGUUAGAGCCUCAACUUCCUUUUCUUUCUCUUCUUCUCUCUUGAUCUUCAUUACAGCACCUUAAGUACUUGCAUCAGGGAAUGUAAUUAUUCAAAUGUAAAACACAUAUUUGGUAUGAUUAUGUGUAACCCACGGCUAUGUGCCUUAAGACACACAUUGCAGAGCUGCAUUUUUACAACCUAAGGUUUGCCGUGAAUCAUGUUUAAAGAAUAGAUUGUGUUUUUGGAAAUGGCUUUGCAGGUUUGAUUUGUAUAUAAUUUGUCUAUUUAAGCAAAUUCUUGGAGCUUAUUUGUUUAUCAUGAAAAGACGACGUGGAUUGUUUCUUUUGUCCACAAACUGUCCCUCUGUAUAGUCUGAGAUAAUAAAAAAGUGUUUAAAAGGGG
This is a messenger RNA of Siniperca chuatsi (mandarin fish), 9033 nucleotides long. RefSeq lists its product as uncharacterized. NCBI's taxonomy places the organism in Eukaryota, Metazoa, Chordata, Actinopteri, Centrarchiformes, Sinipercidae. The transcript has 4 exons. The record is from RefSeq and is a predicted model, not a curated record. Bases 585 to 1331 code for a protein of 248 amino acids.